AUGACAAACAACAAUUUAAAUAAAGAAGUUAAUCGUUUAGAAAAACAAGCAGUAUUAGUAUAUGAUAAUACAAAAGAAGCAACAAUCAAUGCAUACAAUGUCACAACAAACGCAAUGAGUGAUGGUAUGAAAUAUGUUAGUGAUUCAUUAUCAUCAGCAGUCGAAGUAACAAAAGAUGCAACUAUCAAUAUGUAUAAUGCAACAACUAAUGCAGUGAGUGAUGGUUAUACAUCUUUAAAAUCAAAAACAAGUGAAUUAAUCAGCGAUACUCAAAAUGAAAAUGAAAAUUUAAAAGAUGGUGCUUCAAAGAAAAUCGAAGAAUUAAAAGAUAAAUCAAGUGAAGUAAAAGAUAUUUUAAAGGAAAAAGGUGAAGAACUAGUUGAAGAUGCUAAAGAUGCUGCUCAUAAUGCUUCAAAUAAAUUGAAUAAUGCUAAAGAUCAAGUUUCUGAUAAAAUGGAUAAUGUAAAAAAUGAUAUAGAGAAAAAAGGUGACGAUGCUAAAGAUGCUAAAGAUGCUGCCAAUAAUGUUUCAAAUAAAAUGAAUAAUGUUAAAGAUCAAGUUUCUGAUAAAAUGGAUAAUAUUAAAGACGAUAUAAAGAAAAAAGGUAAAGAAUUAGUUGACGAUGCUAAAGAUGCUGCCAAUAAUGCUUCAAAUAAAUUGAAUAACGCUAAAGAUCAAGUUUCAGAUAAAAUGGAACAUGUAAAACAUGAUAUAUCAAACAAAUACAAUGAAACAAAAACAGAAGCUGCUCCUAAACUAAAUCAAGCUGCAAAUAAAAUCGACCAACAAUAA
Messenger RNA from Dictyostelium discoideum AX4, 792 nucleotides. RefSeq lists its product as hypothetical. The transcript has 2 exons. The coding region runs from base 1 to 792 and encodes 263 amino acids. The record is from RefSeq and is a predicted model, not a curated record. Lineage: Eukaryota; Evosea; Eumycetozoa; Dictyosteliales; Dictyosteliaceae.